UGUUUCUCAUCAGGAAAAAUGGCUGCCCACCUGUCUUACGGCAGAGUGAACUUAAACAUCCUGAGAGAGGCUGCACGGAAAGAGCUUCGAGAGUUUUUGGACAAAUGUGCGGGGAGCAAGGCUAUAGUUUGGGAUGAAUAUCUGACCGGGCCUUUUGGACUGAUAGCUCAGUACUCUCUACUGAAGGAACAUGAAGUGGAAAAGAUGUUCACUCUCAAGAGCGGCAGGCUCCCCUCUGCUGAUGUCAAAAAUAUCAUCUUCUUCGUCCGCCCCAGACUGGAGCUUAUGGACAUCAUCGCUGAGAAUGUAUUUAGUGAGGAUAAGCUGCAUUCAUCACGAGACUUUCACAUUUUGUUUGUGCCUCGACGGAGCAUGCUGUGUGAACAGCGGCUGAAGGAACAGGGUGUGCUGGGAUCUUUUGUCAACAUCGAUGAGUAUAUCCUGGACCUGAUUCCCUAUGAUGGUGACUUGCUCUCCAUGGAAUAUGAAAGUGCUUUCAGGGAAUGCUACCUGGAAAAUGACCAAACAAGCCUGUACCACACAGCCAAAGGCCUCAUGACCUUACAGGCACUGUACGGUACGAUUCCACAGAUCUAUGGGAAAGGAGACUGUGCACGGCAUGUUGCCAACAUGAUGUUGAGGAUGAAGAGGGAGUUUGCUGGCACUCAGAAUCAGAUUCUGCCUGUGUUCGAUACUCUUCUGCUUCUGGAUCGUAAUGUGGACCUGCUCACCCCUCUGGCCACACAGCUCACCUACGAGGGUCUCAUUGACGAGAUCUAUGGAAUCAAUAAUGGUUAUGUCAAGCUGCCUCCUGAGAAGUUUGCACAGAAGAAACAAGGUGAGGCGAGUAAAGACUUACCCACGGAGCCCAAGAAGUUACAGCUCAACUCAGCGGAGGAACUGUAUGCGGAAAUCCGGGACAAAAACUUUAACGCUGUUGGUGCAGCACUCAGCAAGAAGGCCAAAAUUAUAUCUGCUGCUUUUGAGGAGCGCCAUAAUGCUAAAACAGUGGGAGAAAUAAAGCAGUUUGUGUCCCAGCUGCCUCACAUGCAGGCAGCACGAAGCUCACUGGCAAACCACACUUCCAUAGCUGAACUGAUCAAGGAUAUCACCACAUCUGAGGCCUUCUUUGAUAAUCUAACAGUGGAGCAGGAGUUCAUGACGGGUGUCGAUACAGACAAGGUGAACACAUAUAUAGAAGACAGCAUUGCCCAGAAGGAUCCGUUGAUCAAGAUUCUGCGUCUGGUGUGUAUGCAGUCAGUCUGCAACAAUGGCCUCAAGCAGAAAGUGUUUGACUACUACAAGAGAGAGAUCCUCCAGACCUACGGUUAUGAACACAUUCUAACACUGAACAAUCUAGAAAAGGGAGGUCUUUUGAAGCCACAGACAAGCUCAAGGAACAACUACCCCACCAUUAGAAAAACCCUUAAACUGUGGAUGGAAGACGCCAAUGAGCAGAACCCCAACGACAUCUCGUACGUGUACAGCGGCUACGCUCCGCUAAGCAUCCGACUGACUCAGGUCUUGGCGAGGCCCGGGUGGCGGAGCAUCGAAGAGGUGCUGAAGAUGCUUCCAGGCCCACACUUUGAGGAGAGACAGCAGCUUCCCUCUGGGCUACACAAGAAACGCCAACAGGGGGAGAAUCGGACAACGCUGGUGUUCUUCCUCGGUGGAGUGACGUACGCAGAGAUAGCCGCCCUCCGUUUCCUCUCUCAAAUGGAAGACAGCGGAAUGGAGUAUAUCAUUGCCACCACAAAACUCAUAAAUGGCACAACUUGGAUCAAAUCCCUCAUGGACCGGCCUGAAUCCCAGACGCCCUGAGUCACCUGCAUGUGCACCUGGCCACAUCAAACACCCCCAAACAUCCAUCAGAAAAGCUCAGCUGCCGUUCUCAUGUCGACACCAGUGUACUGCAGGUGUUUCAUUGAUGUCUGUGCUGAUUAAACAGCAGCAGCAUCUUUAGAGGUUCCCCUGUGGAGUUUUCUUGCAAAUAAAGUUAUGUUCACGUCUGUGUUACUGAUCAAGACGCAUAAUGUGUGCGUUUCCUUUUGGCCUUGAAUGUGUCUUGCAUCAUCUGCGGUCUUGUGCACGCUCAAGAUCCACAUGUAAAAACAUUCCUCCUUAGUGCUUCUAAUGAGCCCGACUGGGUACACUGAAUAGACAGUACAGUAUAAAUCUGGAUUAAUGCUACCGUCUAUUGUACAUCUCUUUGUCCUCUGCUUAUGUUUCCAUCACUGAGAAAAGCUACUGUAUAUAUGUAUGUACGACUACAACCUUGGAGAUGUUUGUGAUAAUGUCAUGUAUAAGAUUAAAGAUGCACUUUGAUUUGCAUUUUUGAAAGCU
Messenger RNA from Stegastes partitus (bicolor damselfish), 2343 nucleotides. RefSeq names its product VPS33A core subunit of CORVET and HOPS complexes (gene vps33a). The record is from RefSeq and is a predicted model, not a curated record. The transcript has 13 exons. Lineage: Eukaryota; Metazoa; Chordata; Actinopteri; Pomacentridae. Gene Ontology annotation, biological process: vesicle-mediated transport. Bases 19 to 1821 code for a protein of 600 amino acids.